Messenger RNA from Penicillium oxalicum, 279 nucleotides. RefSeq lists its product as uncharacterized. NCBI's taxonomy places the organism in Eukaryota, Fungi, Ascomycota, Eurotiomycetes, Eurotiales, Aspergillaceae. Bases 1 to 279 code for a protein of 92 amino acids. The record is from RefSeq and is a predicted model, not a curated record. The transcript has a single exon.
AUGCGGAUGGCCCCUUCACAAUAUCUCAAACCCUCUUCUCGCAGACCCGACCAUCCAUUUUUAUCGUCGGACCUACCCAUUGCGCGCGCCGCACUUGGGUCAUCAUUUCACCUUCUUUCUCUUCUGCCCCCUCCCUCUCCUUGUCCUCUCCCAUCAUCUUCACCCAUCAGUUUCCUCUACACCAACCGACAGAAUAUCUCAUUUUCUUUCGGCCAUCCCAUCAAGUCCAACCGUCCUUUUAAGACCCCUUCACGUCUCGUGUUCGUUCGCCGCCUUUAA